This is a messenger RNA of Leucoraja erinaceus (little skate), 4670 nucleotides long. It is a transcript of the gene map3k14a, whose product is annotated as mitogen-activated protein kinase kinase kinase 14a. The coding region runs from base 945 to 3884 and encodes 979 amino acids. Gene Ontology annotation, molecular function: ATP binding; protein kinase activity. NCBI's taxonomy places the organism in Eukaryota, Metazoa, Chordata, Chondrichthyes, Rajiformes, Rajidae. The record is from RefSeq and is a predicted model, not a curated record. Gene Ontology annotation, biological process: protein phosphorylation; positive regulation of canonical NF-kappaB signal transduction. The transcript has 16 exons.
UAUUUACUGAGAAUAAUGUUAAUUUUUGUAAUUCUCUAACCUAGAAGCCUGUGAAAGCUCAGUGGUUAAAUAUAUUCAAGACUAAUGUAAAUGGAAUAGGUAGAUAGAAGCAAGAAGAUCAAGCAAGGGCUGUGGGAAUUGGAAGGAACAUGCACUUGCAGUCUGGAACAAUCAUAGUAUAUUUUGUGUGUUUCUUAUGAUUUACUUGAUAAAUGCAAUGAGCAUUAUUAUUUUCGCUCAGAUGGAUUUUUAAAGAUGUCAUAGUAAUGAGCUUUGAGGGUGAGCGACGUGGAGCCCUUUCCCGGUAAUCUGGCCAUCAUUUCUCCUUAGACUAAGAGCGAAAUGAAACAAUUAGGCCAUUAUCUCAUUUAUAUUUGUUGCACCUUAUAUAUGAAUUAGUGGUGCAACGAUAUUGGUCACUACCUUCAAUUGUUUGCAAAGUUAUUUGGGACGUCCUAACGUCGCAAAAACGUCCUCUACGUUAUUGUUUUAACAGUUGUGUGAGGGGAACGCCCUUCACGAGUUACAUUGCUGCCGGUCCCCAGCAGAGGGAGUGAAGAAAUAGGAAAUCUAUCGUAAACAGGAAACUAAAAAUAUGAUUGUAAUAAAGUUUAGUUCUUUGUAGAGAAAAAAUGAAUUCUGAUCAAUCAUUUUGUGUGGGUUACAUGUUGAAGUGUUCUUUACUUGGUACUAGAGUAUGACACUCUUGGAUGUUGUUGGUUGAUUGGGUAACGUGUAUUUUUAGCUCAUGUUAAAGGUUCCGCUUCUGUUUUAUAUGUAAUCAUUUCGAAGCUACUCCCCGCGAAGUGGGAAGUGCCAUUGAUUCUCACCAUUAGACUGAGGUCAGAGCGGAAUCUACAAAGAGCGUAUCAGCUCUGCCGAGUCUCAUCGGGUCUGGAAUCGCAGGUGCAUUUAUUGCCUGCGUUCUAGGUGUGAUAAAGAAAAUGGCAGUCAAAUGUUCAUCACGACACCCAGCUGAAUCGGAUAUCAGGAACCAGCAAGAACUCCCGAUUAGUCAAAUGGAGAGCAAAUGGUUUACGAUCAGUGAAAAUAAACGCAGUAUGAAGAUGUCUCUCCCAGCAAAAGUUCUAACUGAGGGAACAGCCAAACAGGAAAUGGAUAACAAUGGGCGUAAAUUUUCUUACAUUGCUCAGGCAACUGGUAUAGGAAACCAGAAGCUCAUACCCAGUUGUGAGAAGCCACAAUUCAUUGCCACACCUAACAGUUACAGUAAUCGUACAGAACGACUGAACUUGGAAAAUGUUCCAAACAAUGUGGCAAAAGUGGCUGAAGGGAAGCUUCCCCAGCCCCAACAAAGCCCAGAGCUCAACAAAUAUCCCAGGAAAAAACGUAGGAGGAGAAAAUCCAAACACAAGGUCAAAAUUUCUCAAAAGCAAUCAAAGACCCCCGAGCAAGAAAGCUGUCCUCCAAUACCAGUUCAAGAAAAUGAUGCUGAAAACAGCACCUCUGAUUUUUGCAGCAGUACCUCGAGCAGCAGCAGCGGUUGUUGUGAGCAUGAACAGAUUCAUAUUAGAGAUUCUCAUGGAUUGUGUGGACUGCGUCUGCAAAACCGAAUGCGGGAUGUCGAAAAAAUUGAAAAUAUGUACUUGGAUAUCGAGCACCUCAGUAACAGAGUUAAGAAGUCUAACGUUCGACCCAUUCCCUCCUCAAUCAUGAAAAAUGGCAGUGUCUCGCAUAACAUGACACAGAAUUUUGAGCGGAAAUUACAUAUGGACAUUACGCGGAUGCCUAAAUUGAACCACGUUGACGUGGAUGGGGGACAGGAAAAGCAAGAACGUUCCUUCAAUAAUAAUGCAGCCAUGCUCUAUAUCAAUGAUGUGGGAGGAGACACUGGAAUACGUAUUCCAGAUUCAAUAAGUGCAGAAGAGACCUCUCCACCACAGUUUUCUGUCUUCCAGUGCAGUGCAAGCAAGGGGUGUGUCAUCUCUGAUAACUUGAGGUGCUUGACAAUGCCAGCACUACAAUGGGAAAAAUACGCACAAGGGUGGCAACAAAGUGAAAAGCCUCCAGAAACCAAUGAAGGCGUUCUUCAACAUGAGAAACUGAAACCUGUAGAUAAUCAUUAUCAAGAAAACUUGCAGUGGUCAAUCUGCUCCAAACCGUUGGGAGUUGGAACCUUUGGAGAGGUGUAUGUGGCAAAAGAUCAUUCCACUGAUUUCACCUGUGCUGCUAAAAGGAUUCAUGUGAGCAAUUUCCAGCCACAGGAGUUGUUGAAUUGGAGCAAGUUGAACUCCCCACGAGUUGUUCCAUUAUAUGGUGGAGUGCGGGAGGGGGAAAUGAUCACUCUGUUUAUGCAACUGAUUCAAGGUGGAUCAGUGGCACAGCUAAUUGGAAAUAAAGGACCUCUUCCUGAAGGUGUGGCUCUUUAUUACACAGGCUAUGUGCUUGAAGCCCUGGAACAUCUACACUCCCUUGGAAUUGUACAUGGAGAUGUUAAAGCUGAAAAUGUAUUAAUAUCACACAGCGGUCGAGAGGCCUACCUCUGUGACUUUGGACAUUCAACACAAUUAACACCAAAGGAAAAGAACACAUCAAAUGCAGGCAGUCAAUGCUUGGGUACAGUGACGCAUAUGGCACCAGAAGUGGUUGAAGGCAAUGGCUUUGGUGUCAAGGUGGAUAGCUGGAGUGUUGCUUGUAUGAUGCUGCACAUGUUAAACGGCCAUCACCCCAGGAGGAAUCUAUCAACACAACUGCUACUUCAGAUUGUGAAACUGGAUCCUCCAGUGAAUGAAAUACCACCCACAUGCAGCCCCCUCACAGCUAAUGUGAUCAGGGCUGGUUUAGUGAAAGACCCAAGGAAAAGAGCUACAGCAUCUGAAUUGCGUGAAGCAGUGAACAGAGCUUUGACAUCAUUAAGACAACGAAAUAGGGCAACUCCUCAGAGUAAUCAUGUUCAGAAAGUGAGUUGUGCUGCCAAGUCGGAGGAUGGCCACAAUAAGAGUGUAGUGACCCCAGUCCAGGUACAUCACAAUGCUGUAUCGGACACCAAGAAAGGCUGGCCACCUCUUCGAUCAGAAACUGUGUCAACGGCUGUGGACUCGAACAUGCACCAACCUUGCCUCCCGAAGAGAGAGCCACUCAAUGUGAACACGGUCAGACCUCUAACUGAAAAAAAAUCACCACAAACCUACCGAAGAAAACCAAAAAAUGGCAUCAAAUUGGCCUGUAACUUUGACCAGUUGCAUUUGCAAGAUGAUGAUAUUCAUUUCCCAGAAGCGACAAAACCUUUCAGUGAUGAGAAGGUUUUAUCUAUUCCUUCACCACUGAUGUCGCUGUCUUGUUUUCAGAACAAUGAAACGGAGAAGAAACUUGUAGAGGAAUAUGGGAAGCUGCAAAAAGAUUUUUUACUUUAUAACCUAUCGCAAGUAUUCCCUGAACAGUUGGAGGAUCAUAUGCUGGAUGUAUUAAGCAGCGAUGCAUAUAGCAUAAUGGAUGACUACGACAAGGAUUCCCAAAAGGGGAUGCCCAGUCUAAGUGGCAACUACAGUUCUGGAAUUCACUCAAUGUCAUGGAACAGUCAAACAGAUGGACUUAGCACCAGCUUUAGCCUCAGUCAACGACUAGAUCACCAGCAAGAUAUGCCAAGCCUCUUUAAUGGAGUUGAGGCCAGAAUACACACAUUCAGUGGCGAGUGUCUGAUUGUCCAUGAUGUGCGUAGAGCUACAGUUGGCCAGGUGGCCACAGGAAUCAGUAAUCUGAUCCAGGUCGCAAGUUACUCUCUGGUGAAGCAAAAUGGAUAUCCUAUUUCUCCUGACUUUGAAAUCCCAGAUUCUGGAAUUGAUCUAAAAUGCGCUCCUGCUUCCAAUUCUAGCAGCUCCUGGACAUGGAGAAUUAAGGAUGGAAACCUUAAUUUCAAAUCUUGAAGCUUAUUAUUUAAAUCUUCAGGAUCCUGGGAUUAUAGAUUAUUUUUCUCAUUUCAAUUACUUAAAGCUCGGCUCACUUCAACUAGAUCAGGCACCAAAAUUAAGUCAAAGUCAAAGGUAUUUUAUUAGUCACAUUCACAUACACCGAGGUGUAGUGAAGUGAAAUGCUUUUUGCCAUUUUGCAGUACACAAAAUACAGACAUAACACCAAUGAGAGUUUUAAACAUAAAGAACAUCCCCCCACAAUGGCUCCCACCAUGAGGGAAGGCACAAAGUCCAGUCCCCAACCCCAGUUCACCCAUAGUCGGGCCUGUUGAGGCCUCCACAGUUGCCUCUAUGGAAGCCCGAUGUUCCUGGCCGUUCUCGCCGGGUGAUGUUGCUCCGGCGUCGGGAGAGUCCUCUCAGCAGCUUGGGAACCCUGGAACGGCCGCCUCCGUACUGGAGGCCGCGGCUUCCGAAGCCGACAAGGCCGCGCCGGUUGUAGCUCCAUAACCGGCGAUCUCGUCGCGAGAUCCCAGGCUCCCGGUGUACAGUUCGGCGCCGCCGCCCACAGCUGGCCGCUCCUCAGACCCGCAGCUCCACGAUGUUGUUCCCGGCGGUCUCAGCUCACCGGAGCUCCAGCGCGGCGACCCAGGCAAGGCAUCGUCCGCUCCACGAUAGCGCUCCAGCGCUGUGCCGCCGCCAAAGCCGAGGUACUGGGUGGUCCCCGACAGGAAACGCCGCUCCAGGCCCGCUGGUAGGCCGCGAGGACGGGUCGAAGCUGCAGCCCGGAGAAAAGCUGCCUCU